This is a messenger RNA of Capsella rubella, 1068 nucleotides long. RefSeq lists its product as uncharacterized. The record is from RefSeq and is a predicted model, not a curated record. Lineage: Eukaryota; Viridiplantae; Streptophyta; Magnoliopsida; Brassicales; Brassicaceae. The transcript has 3 exons. Bases 261 to 914 code for a protein of 217 amino acids.
ACUGGAAUUAAAUAUGAUUUUCAUGUUACUCUCUCUCUUUGUUCACUCUCUUCUCUCUCAUCGCCCAUUGAUUCACGCGAGAAACGGGAGAUAGAGAGAGAAAGUGACGAUCUUAACCGCCGGCGCUGACCAAAGUCAUCGAUUCUCUUCCCGAGCUUGAUUCCUCAGGUUUCCAGAAUCCUACUAUAUUUAGUGCUUGGGGUGAGCAGGAAGGUGGACACUGUCAGCUUUUAAUGUACGCCAGAUGAAUAGAGUAACUAAUGUUACUGGCAGUAGAAGGAGGGGGUUUAUUCUCAGCAUCCGCGUCUGGGUAUAGUAAGGGAUUGACCCUUCUUUUCUCUGGUGAUAAGGACGGAGAUAGGCCCAUGAGAGUUGUGCCGUGGAAUCAGUACCGGGUGGUUGACCAAGAGCCUGAGGCUGACGACUCUAUUCUUCAGCUGGAUUCCAUUAAGAACCGAGUUUCCCGCGGUUGCGCUGCUUCCUUUAGUUGUUUUGGUGGCGCUUCCGCGGGACUUGAGACCCCAUCUCCUCUUAAAGUAGAACCUGUGCAGCAGCAGCAUCCUGAAAUAUCAACACCAGAGUCUGGCCUUGUUGUUUCUGAACAAGGCAAAGAUCACAUAAGUGAAGCUGAUAACAACAGCAGCAAAGAAGCUUUUAAACUGUCAUUGAGGAGCAGCUUGAAGAGGCCCUCUGUAGCGGAACCACGCUCUCUUGAGGAUAUAAAAGAAUAUGAGACGUUAAGCGUUGAUGGUAGCGAUCUCACUGGUGACAUGGCAAGGCGGAAAGUUCAGUGGCCAGAUGCUUGUGGUAGUGAACUCACUCAAGUUAGAGAAUUUGAGCCAAGUGAGAUGGGAUUAUCAGACGACGAAUGGGAGACGGGACAACAAAGGACAUGUUCGUGUGUGAUCAUGUAAAUUCAGAGAUCAUCGGUAUCACUCUUUUACUCACCUCUUGUGUGUGCAUCUCUCAUAGAUUUAAAGUGUAUCUGUUAUUACAAAGUUCUCUUCAAGGUUUUGGCUUGUACAUUUUUCCUGUGUUUUGAGUGGCAAUUUAUUCCUGAUUUCUAUC